GGCAGCGCCACAAAAAAUCCAGAACUUCAGAGUGAAUUCAUUCUUCAUUCUAUGGCUGACAGAUUGGAGGAGAAAUAGUGAUCUGUUCAUGGCUUCCUCAUUCCCAAAUCCUUCCUUCGGCCAUUGCUCCUUCGUAGCACCAUCCAAUCCAUCCUCAUCUACGCACUUCCCCUUAUCUUUUCCGCGCCCUUCUUCCCUCGCUGCCUUCCCUCCAAUUUCAUCCACCAAAAAUGGGUCCGUUUCGAAAAUUCGUGCCAAGUUCGAGAAAUUUCAAGGCGAGAUUCCCCAGGAUGAUACACAAGAACCCAAUCCGUCAAUGUCGUUGCAACAACAAGAACAACAGCCUUCUGUGAGUCAAGAGGUUGAAGAAGAUGACAGCUGCUUGCCUUCAGACUUGGAGGGAGCAGUCAGGCAAUCUGGUGAAGCUGCUGGUUUGUUUGUGUCUUCAGGAGGACUAAGAGCAAUAGUUGAGCUCCUUAUCCCCCAGCUACAGUUUCUGGACGAUGAAGGUGCUCAAGCUGAACUCUGGGAACUGUCCAGAGUUUUCUUGGAGUCAGUCAUUGAGGAAACAAAAUGUGAGAAAGUUAAAGCUGUGUUUCCAGAUGCUGGGGCCGCUGCACUUCUUGAAUAUCGAUGGAAAGAUGCUUCCUUCAAAAUUUCCAGCUUAAGCGACCGAAAACCUGUAGAUACUGCAGAUGAGAUAGUUGUCAUGGUUGUUCCUGAUUACCAAAUGUUGGAAAAUGUGGAGAAAAUAGCAGCUGCCCUCUCGGAUGAUCCGCCAAGGCCUCUUAUCAUGUGGAAUCCCCGUCUCAUCAGCGAAGAUGUAGGGGUCGGAUUUAACGUUCGAAAAUUGAGAAGAUACUUUUUAAGCACAUUUACAACAGUCUACUCCAUGAGGCCUUUGCCAUCUGGUGCUGUAUUUAGAGCUUAUCCUGGGUUGUGGAAAGUGUUCUUUGAUGAUAAAGAUAGGCCAGGCAGAUAUUUGCUUGCCAAAGAAUUAAUAAGCCGUCCGGAUGCUGGAGACCUCGAGAUAAUAUUUGGAAAUGUAGCAGAGUCAAACGACCCGUCAUUUUUCGACAAAGCAGCUGGAGUUCUCUCUUCCGUAACCCGAUUCAUGAAAGCAAUUUCAAGAUUUCUUACCUUCUUAAACUUCUUGAGUUUUCUGAAAAAGGGAAGAGAGAGUAAAAAAAUGUUGUCCAAAGAGGAGAAGAAGAUCAAAGGCGAAGUGGUUUUGAUGAAAAGCAAUGUUUUGGACUUCAACGAUUUUCAUGCUUCGUUUCUCGAUCGUCUUCACGAAUUUCUUGGUCAACGAGUUUCUCUCCAACUUGUUAUAGCCGUUCAUGGCGAUCAUAGCAAUGGGUCGAGGGGUAUAUUGGGAAAGACAGCUUAUUUGGAGGAUUGGAUCACUACAAUAACUCCAUUAACGGCUGGGGAAGCUACCUUCAAUGUUACAUUUGAUUGGGAUGAAGAAGAGAUGGGAAUUCCUGGUGCUUUCUUCAUUAGAAACGAUCAUCAUAGCGAGUUCUAUCUUAAAUCUCUAACACUUCGACACGUUCCCGGCUAUGGAAGAAUCUAUUUCCUUUGUAAUUCUUGGGUUUACCCUUUUCAUACCAGCAAAAAAGAUCGGGUUUUCUUCGUCAACCAGACCUAUCUUCCAAGCGAAACACCAGAGCCGCUUCGUAAGUUGAGAGAAGACGAGUUGCAGAGCUUGAGAGGAGAUGGCAAUGGCGAACUCGAAGAAUGGGAUAGGGUUUAUGAUUAUGCUCUCUAUAACGACCUUGCUGAUCCAGAUAAAGGUUCAGAAUACGCUCGUCCCGUCCUUGGCGGCUCGACCAACUAUCCUUACCCUCGGAGAGGAAGAACCGGACGACCGCCGACUAAAUCUGAUCCGGAAACUGAGAGCAGAAUACCACUUGUUCAGAGCUUAAACAUUUACGUUCCGAGAGAUGAGAGAUUUGGUCACGUGAAGUUAUCCGAUUUUCUUGCUUAUGCGUUGAAGACAGUAUCGCAGUUUAUCAAACCUGGCCUCGAAGAAUACUUUGAUGCCACUCCGGGUGAGUUCGACAGCUUUCAGGACGUUCUUGAUCUCUAUGAAGGAGGAUUUCGAGUGCCGGAUGGUUUGUUUAAGGUUAUCAGGGAAAACAUUGCGGCUCCGUUGAUCAAGGAAAUUUUUAGAACUGAUGGUGAAGGGCUCUUCAAAUUCCCUAUGCCUCAAGUGAUUAAAGAGGAUAGAUCUGCAUGGAGGACCGAUGAAGAAUUUGGUAGAGAAAUGCUGGCCGGAGUGAAUCCUGUAGUCAUUCGUCGUCUCCAAGUGUUUCCACCAACGAGCAAGCUUGACCCUGAAGUUUAUGGUGAUCAAAACAGCAAGAUAACUGAAGAACACAUAAUUCAUAACUUGGAUGGAUUUACGGUAGAAGAGGCAAUCAAUAAGAACAGGUUGUUUAUAUUGGAUCACCACGAUUCACUGAUGCCAUACCUUAGACGAAUUAAUACAACUUCCACAAAGACUUAUGCUAGUAGAACCCUACUUUUCCUUAAAGAAGAUGGGACUCUGAAGCCAUUGGCAAUCGAACUGAGCUUGCCAAAUCCUCGGGGAGAUGAAUAUGGAGCGGUUAGCAAGGUUUUUGUUCCAGCCGAACAAGGGGUUGGUAGGUCAAUCUGGCAACUUGCCAAAGCUUAUGCGGCGGUAAAUGACUCUGGCUACCAUCAACUCAUCAGCCAUUGGCUGAAUACUCAUACUGUAAUUGAGCCGUUUGUGAUUGCAACGAACAGACAACUAAGUGUUCUUCAUCCAGUUUACAAGCUUCUCCAUCCCCACUUUCGAGACACCAUGAAUAUAAACGCGCUUGCUAGACAGAUACUCAUUAAUGCAGGUGGCCUUUUAGAAGCAACAGUUUUUCCGUCCAAAUAUUCCAUGGAGAUGUCAGCUGUUCUAUAUAAGGACUGGGUUUUUCUUGAACAAGCGCUCCCUGCAGAUCUCAUCAAGAGAGGAAUGGCAAUUGAGGAUUCAAAUUCUCCACAUGGAGUUCGUCUCGUAAUUGAGGAUUAUCCAUAUGCUGUCGAUGGACUUGAGAUCUGGUCAGCAAUCAAGACAUGGGUUACAGAUUAUUGUUCUUACUAUUACAAGACUGAUGAAACCGUGCGGGAUGACUCGGAACUUCAGUCUUGGUGGAAGGAACUUAGGGAGAAAGGUCAUGGUGACAAGAAAGAUGAACCGUGGUGGCCUAAAAUGCAGAAUAUUUCUGAGUUAAUAGACACAUGUACUAUCAUUAUAUGGAUUGCUUCGGCUCUUCAUGCUGCAGUGAACUUUGGACAAUACCCUUAUGCAGGUUAUCUUCCCAAUCGACCGACUAUAAGUCGGAAGUUCAUGCCAGAAGAAGGCACUCCCGAGUAUAAAGAACUUGAAUCAGACCCCGAUAAAGCCUUCUUAAGAACAAUCACUGCGCAACUACAAACUCUUCUCGGUGUCUCGUUGAUAGAGAUUUUGUCAAGGCAUUCGUCUGAUGAGGUCUAUCUCGGCCAAAGAGACUCCCCUGAGUGGACUACAGACAAAGUACCACUCGAAGUGUUCGAGAAGUUCGGGAAAAAGUUGGCCGAGAUCGAAGAAGCAAUAACCAAAAGAAAUGAAGAUUUGACAUUGAAAAACAGAGCUGGACCAGUCCUGAUGCCCUACACUUUGCUGUAUCCAUCUGGUGAUGAAGGGCUCUCAGGGAGAGGAAUUCCCAACAGCACCUCCAUUUAAACCUCUUCUUUGAAUAAGGUACACAGAAGUGGCUAUUAUCAUUCACUAAAGUAUGGUAAAUUAUGUUCAAUAAAGUGCAGUAUGUUCAAUAAGUGUUUGAAGCAAUGAUAUUUUAGUAAAUUAUGUUAAAAUCAGGAAAGUAUGGCGAGAUUAUGACUCUAACAUUUCCUUGCAUCCUCGAUGAUGUGAUCUCGUUAGCUACUUGAUUUGAACUGCUUCAUAGAUUGACAACUA
Messenger RNA from Cucurbita pepo subsp. pepo (vegetable marrow), 3976 nucleotides. NCBI's taxonomy places the organism in Eukaryota, Viridiplantae, Streptophyta, Magnoliopsida, Cucurbitales, Cucurbitaceae. The record is from RefSeq and is a predicted model, not a curated record.